AUGGAGGAGUUCAAUUUGUGUAUUGAUACUUGCGGGUUUUUCGAGAUGCAAUCCAUUGGGAGCUCCUUUUCUUGGAGUAAUGGGCAUCAAAACAUAACUCCUAGUUGGGAUCAUUUAGAUCGAUCUUUCUUGAAUGUGGAGGCUAUGGAUGCCUUUUCAGAUGCUACUUUGAAAUAUAUUCCCCGCACAUCAUCGGACCAUGCUCUAAUGGUUAUUAAUUUGGACAUGAGUGGCGCCCCUUAUGGUUACCCAUUCUUCAAGUUUCAGCAAAUGUGGACUUCGCAUGACAGUUUUUCGAAACUUGUUUCUCAAGUUUGUGAGGAAGAGACCAUUGGUUUGGGUCUAUUCAGAUUGGCUAGUAAGCUUAAACAGCUGAAAAUUGCUCUGAAGGUCUGGAAUAAACAUGUGUUUAGGAGGAUGCAGGUACAUAUUGAAGAACUGGAGUCUCGUAUUGAAAGGAUAGAGGCCAGUUUGCAGGAUGGCUAUUCGGAGGACUUAAAGUCUGAUUUAUUGGCAUCCUAG
This is a messenger RNA of Juglans microcarpa x Juglans regia, 522 nucleotides long. RefSeq lists its product as uncharacterized. Bases 1 to 522 code for a protein of 173 amino acids. The transcript has a single exon. Lineage: Eukaryota; Viridiplantae; Streptophyta; Magnoliopsida; Fagales; Juglandaceae. The record is from RefSeq and is a predicted model, not a curated record.